AAUAAAACAUGGCCGACUGAAGAAAUGGAGAUUUUCCUUUCUUCCCAAUCUUCGCAAUUUUCGGGGUUCGGGUUAUCAGAUUUGGAGGACGAAAAUGACAGUCCAGGUUCAGUUAGCCCUCCUAGUUCAGUGAGAACAUCAGAUUUAUCAUCUGAUGAAGAAUCUGAAGUAGCUUCAGACCUUUCUGACAGAAACCCUGAUUCUGAUAUUGAGGAAGACGAUGAUGAAUUGCCGGACAGUGAUGGUGAGUUUGAAUCACAGCUGAGUGAAAUUCCGAGCAGCCAACUCACUAGUGUAUCUGAUGAUGACUUUUGGUCUGAACAGUUGGAGGAUAUUGAAAUACCAGAUUUCAAUGAAGUGACAGGUCCUGUGCACAUGUUGCCAUUGAACGCACAAGCUGUUGAUUUUUUUCAGUUGUUUUUUGAAGAACGAUUUUUUCAACACCUAUCAGAGCAAACAAACUUGUAUGCUGAACAGACUUCAGAAAAUGACCAGCAUUGGGAAGAGGUUACUACUGAUGAAAUCAAAGCAUUCAUUGGAAUCAACAUAUUGAUGGGGGUGAUGCAGUUGGCAUCAUACAGACUGUACUGGAGUUCAGAUCCAUUCUUAGGAAACACUGGUAUAAGAAGUGUGAUGACAGAAAACAGAUUCUCAAAACUAUAUCAGUAUAUUCAUGUCAAUAACAAUCAAACAGCAGUACCAAGGGACACUGAAGGUUUCGACAAACUACAUAAAGUUAGACCAAUCAUCAACAUGGUAGAUCAUACUUUCAAAGACCAUUACAAACCAAAACAGAAUCAAACAGUGGAUGAAGCAAUGGUGAAAUACAAGGGAAGAUUUUCAAUUAAACAGUACAUGCCAGGAAAACCAAUCAAAAGAGGUAUGAAAGUUUGGAUGCGGGCUGAUUCAACAUCUGGAUACUGUCAUCAAUUCAAUGUAUACAUGGGCAAGGACGAUCCAAACAAAGGGCCUAAACUAGGGGAAAAAGUGGUGAAACUGCUAUGCAAGGACCUCAAAUGGAAAGGACACCAUAUAUAUAUGGAUAGAUACUUUACAUCAGUACCAUUGUUUAGAUGUUUAGAAAGAAAUGGCAUUUAUGGAUGUGGUACAAUAAAAUGCACAGCAGUUGGUCUUCCAGAAGACAUAACAGAUCCCCCCAGGAUGGCUCGAGGGGAGAGUAUUGCCCGCCAGAAUGGCAAUCUGGUAGCAACUGUGUGGCAAGAUAAGAAAAAAGUGCAUUUCCUGUCAACCAACUCUAAUCCAACAGGUGAAGGCUCCACCUUUAGAAGACUGAAAAAUGGCACUAGGAUUGAAAUAAACAGAUCACCCCCUGUUGAAGGUUAUCACAAUUACAUGGGAGGUGUAGACAGAAACAAUCAGCUCCGUGCUAAAACACCUGUAGGCAGACCAGCAAAGAAAUGGUGGAAAUAUUUGUUUUUUUACAUUAUUAACUUAUGCAUUACUAAUGCGUUCAUUGUUAUGAAUGAAUCUGUUGGUUAUCAACCAAGGAAGAAGCGCUAUUCCUUGUUGGAUUUUCGCAUCGACAUUGCCAAGCAACUGAUUGGGAAUUUCACCAAAAGGAACAGGAGAAUCGUUAAUCAACAACCUAACAAUAACCAUGUUAGUGUUCGUUUGAACAGGACAAAAAGAAGAUGCAAAUGGUGCACCAAGCAGGGAGAAAAGAAACGAAAAGAAACUGUAUAUGGCUGCUCGAACUGUAACAUUCAUUUAUGCAGAGAAUCCUGCUUUGAACACUAUCAUCAGCAACAUGGACUGCCAUUUGCCAUUUGACUUUGAGCAUUAAAAUAUUGGAUUACAAAACAAA
This is a messenger RNA of Mytilus californianus (California mussel), 1825 nucleotides long. Its product is annotated as piggyBac transposable element-derived protein 4-like. The transcript is spliced from 5 exons. The coding region runs from base 25 to 1791 and encodes 588 amino acids. Lineage: Eukaryota; Metazoa; Mollusca; Bivalvia; Mytilida; Mytilidae. The record is from RefSeq and is a predicted model, not a curated record.